Drosophila innubila is the source of this 3340-nucleotide messenger RNA. RefSeq lists its product as uncharacterized. The transcript has 2 exons. The record is from RefSeq and is a predicted model, not a curated record. NCBI's taxonomy places the organism in Eukaryota, Metazoa, Arthropoda, Insecta, Diptera, Drosophilidae. Bases 18 to 3176 code for a protein of 1052 amino acids.
AUUGAAUUGCCAUCGAAAUGUCAGAAUUUUUACCCAUACCACAGCCUGUUAACUUCCUUUUUGACAUAAUCGUGACGCGAAUACAACUCUUCAAGGAUAAAAUCGAAGAUCCCAAAGAUCUGAUCGUAAAUGUCAAGUUCAACAAGGUGCCCGUUAACAUCACCCAGAGUCGCAUCAAUGUCACGGAAUUCAAGGCCGGACGACGCACCGAAAUGCGUGAAGAUUCCGCCACAUUACGUAAGAAUCUGGAGGCAAGUGGCAUGCCCAUUGUGGUGCGAUACAAGGGUGCAACUUUGGGGCUGACACAGCUCCGAUUUCCCCAGGACUUCAUCGAUCGCAUCGAGGUCGGCAUGUCGGACUUGAUGCACGCGGAGACAUGCAGCAUUAUACGACGAGAGCAGGAAGUUGGCAUUAUAGAGCUGCUCGUUGCUCUGGUCAUCAAAUGCGAUGAGCCCGACAAUUUUCAGGAGGAGAAAGCGAAGUGUCGUAACUUGGGUAAAUUUAUAAAUGCACCGGACGUUAUGUUCUUGGUCGGAGAACCACAACCAUGUAGAAAACCAAGCCAACCGUGCUUGGACGAACUGGAUCCAGAUGAGGGCGAUGAGCGGCUUCGAUUGGAUCUAGAGCGUUAUAGGAGUCUCAAUGAGCGUAUUUAUGCGCCGCCAGAGGAAAUAUGCGGCAUGGAAGCGUGCUGUGAGCUGAAGAACAUGACGGAACAAUAUGGACACAUCAUUGACUCGGUCGUUAGACAAAUGAGUAAAUUACCCUCACCGAUGCCAGACGACGAGUGCGUCUUCACCGACUGGAGCGGCAAGGGGACAAGCUUCAUGCCCAGGCAUGUGGAUCGCACGAUCCCAGUUCCAGUUGGUGACCUGGAGGUGAUGGGCGUCAAGCCCAUAAGAUUCUGUCCUGUUUGCCUUACUCCCAUGUCAUAUCUGCCGAAAUACGCCUCAUGUCCGACGUGUUGCAUCAAGCCCAUGCCACAAAUUGACGAGGAAUCGGAGGAGAAACUGACAGCUGACCAAAUCAUUCAACAAUAUCUCAAGGUGCCAACGAAAGACGUGAAUGAGGACUUUUGCCACGAUCCCUGUAAGCAGAAAAAAGGAAGUGAAGAGGAUAGUGAACAGGCAGAUGGAAGAGGCGAUGGAAGGAGAGUGAGUGGGGCUAAAGAAAAGCAGGGAAAAGGAGAGGAAAAUGAAGAGGAAAACAGAGAGGGAACGGAGCCAAUCAAGUGCAAGAAAAACUGCCGUUGCACCUGCACAAAAACCAAACUUUGUGUUCAUUGUCGAAUUAGGAAACUCUGUGCAGACAUUUUCAAGCGAAAAGGCGUUGAUAGGAACCCAGAGGAGUGUCCCGUGGUGAAAGCCGUCAAUUCCAACGAAGACUUUGCCGUCAUAGUCGAUGAGGAGGAAGAGGAUUGUCGUCCGUAUUUGGAGCGUGUCUUUGCCGAGCUGCGAGAUCUCUACGAUCGCCGGGAUGCCGCUCAACAGGAGUUGGAUAAACGUUGCACGCAAUCCUUGUUGAAGUUCGGCAGCCACAGAAGAAUUGAUCCCGCGGAUCCUAAACAGAAAUCUUCCUCAUCGAGUCAUACGUUGAAGCCAGUUGGAAGUCCUACGUUCCUGCAUCGAACUCCGCUGCCGAAGAUCGGACAUAAAACGUGUCUCAAGCAACACGGCAUUGUGUCCAGACGUCAUGGCUGGUCCUGGACAUCCAGUAAACAGGCUCGCAAGUACGGCUGGCGACCUGGAGCCAUUUGUCGCUAUGCGGGAGCAAUCAUGAAGUUCUUUCUACACUACUCUCCAGAUCAAAAUGCAUGCAACACUUGCCGCAAGGUGGAAGAAGAAGAAAGGCAAAGGGAACGUCGCAAGCCAAUCCUCAAUAUUUGCAAGAGGAACGGAGCCAUUUUCAUAACCCUGAGAGCGGCCAACAAUCCCAGUCCCAAUAUCGAAAUGAAGCCCAUUGUCUUCAAGAUUGUGAAAAGCGAUCUGGCUGUGGCACUAAAGAAACUGAAGAGGAAGCUCAAGGAUAGUGGUUUCCGGAAGUGCACCUGUCAUCAGACCCUCAUGAUGUGCGUCUGUCGCAAGAACAUGGAGAAGAAACAACUGGAGCGUGCUCUCCAGAAAGAGUGUCAACGCCUCGGCUUGCAGAAUUGUGUGGAUCAAUUGAUCCUGACAGACACGAGUGACAGCGAAGUGGAAUACGACUUUGACAUCUCUCCACCCGCAGCGAUAGCAAAACCUCUGCUGGCCAUAAAACCACGUACUGUAAACAUCAGCACUCAGACACGCGGAGGAGGAGUGAAAGAAGAGGAGGAGCUGGAGGAGCAGCCGUGGCAUGUGGAGCCAAGGUAUCCGGCUAAGCUGAGUCCCUACUGGCGCACCUAUGACUGUGCGGCGGGUGAUCGCUAUACGGGUACUGCUCUGGGGGAGGUUGGUGAGACGGUCUUUGAGGACGGCGUCUUUGGAUUUCGAGGCGGUGGACCACAUGGCGACUCGGCUACUCCUGGCAGCAGACCCAAGUCAAAGGGCAUCUGGGGAGCCAAGCCAGGUGGUCCUAUGCGCGGUGGCGGACGUGACGGCUCUGCAGGUGGAGGCGGCGGAAAACGGGCAGGUGGUGCUGGAGCUGGAACAGGAGCUCACUUUGGUCAAGGAGAUGGUCCAGUUGGUGGCUUUGGUGGUGGCUUUGGUGGUGGCUUGGGCGACAGGUCAUUCCCUGGCGCCAAAAAGGAACCCGGCAGCAAAGUCAAGAGUCGUCAAAUUCCAGUGCGAAUGCCACAAAGAUAUUAUAAAGCCGUUGCAGCCGUUGAAAAAGCCAAAAAAGAUGCAGUCAAACAUGAGCUUGAGAAGAAGAAGAAGGGCACUCACCUCAUUAAGUAUUUGGAGGAAAAAGGUGCCGUACCCAAGCCCUGGGAUCCCAAUGACGCCAAGGAUGACAACAAAACAAAGACCAGUUCAAAGACAAAUUCAAAGAGAGAUUCAAAGACAAGGACUGGUCCUGUUCUGGGCAAGGAUGGACUCACAGACGCCCAGCGCAAUCGUCGUGCUCUGCUUCAAAUGGCCAUACCACCACUGGAGACAUUGGCCCGCCUUGGCAAGGGCUUCGAUCCGAGCAGAAACCCAGCAGGCUUCGAUCCCUGUUCCUAUGAAUGUUGCUUUUCCUGUUACAACUAUUGCUAAGCAAUAAGAGAAAAACAAAAAAAACUCCCUUUUAAAUAUGGACAAGCUCUACACUCUCGAAUGUUCCGCCUUAAAAAAAUGACGAAAAUGGCGUCGAAAUUCAGAAUAUGCUAAAUAUUUGUAGAUGCACUUCGAUUAAUAAAUUUUAUCCUAUGCUUAUAUAA